Suillus plorans is the source of this 600-nucleotide messenger RNA. RefSeq lists its product as uncharacterized. The transcript has a single exon. The annotation marks the transcript as partial. NCBI's taxonomy places the organism in Eukaryota, Fungi, Basidiomycota, Agaricomycetes, Boletales, Suillaceae. The record is from RefSeq and is a predicted model, not a curated record.
AAAUAUAUCUCGAGAGCUAUUGCUCGCCGCUCUGCUACCAUUUGUAAUGCACUGGAGAAGUACAAUAAAAUGGCACCGCUUCAAAUACCUCCUCGACCCAUCCUCAACUACGCAGAAGUUGUCGGAUAUGCCACUCUUGGUGAAUUCACCCUUCUGAAAUAUUCUUGUCAUGAUCUUCUUGCAAAACCAUGGGCGGUACCUGAAACUCGGGAAAUGAGCGCCAAAUACUUUAAACUUGUCCGGUCUCAUGAGGAAAUCACCCGUUUGAAUGUUGAGAUAGGCCAUCUUGAUGCUUGGGUUGAGUAUGACGACAAAAAGAUGCUCGAAGUCAUUAAGAUGUUGGUUGCUGAUGAUCCACCCUCUCUACUUGCCGCUGAGUUGAGGAAGCAAUACUCAGUCCACCAUCGCAUCAACAACGCCCAUCACUGUCGCUUACACAAGAUUCGCCAACUCAAAGGCUACAGCGGCCCAAUUCCGGUUAUGCAACAUGACUUUGCAGAGGAGGGUCAAGAUGAUGAAGGGAGUGGAGACCCUGAGGAAAAUGAUGAGUUGGGUGACAAAGCUUCAUGCCUUGAAGAUACCAUUAGUUGCAUUCGAUAA